AUGGACUACAAUUUUGUAAACCCUCAUCCUAAUCCAAAUUUUGUUCACUCUACUCAUAUGGUUCCUUCAUCCCCUCAUUUCAUACUAUCCGAUUAUCUUAGGCUUGAUGAUAUUUUUAUUGAUCAAGAAUCUCAUUCACAAAGUAUUGAAUCGUUAUAUAAGGUAACAUUUAGUCAUGCCAAUCAAGGAUCCAAUCAUGCAACCUCUAAGAAUAAUAACAUAAAAUACAAAAAUGGGAUUAAGAGGAAUAAAGGAGAAGUGGGGCCAAAUAUCGCCUUUAGAACGAGAUCAGAGCUUGAAAUUAUGGAUGAUGGAUAUAAAUGGAGAAAGUACGGAAAGAAGUCUGUGAAAAACAAUCCCAACCUAAGGAACUACUACAAAUGUUCAAGUUUGGGAUGCAAUGUGAAGAAAAGGGUGGAAAGGGAUAGAGAUGACUCGAGCUAUGUGAUAACAACUUAUGAAGGUGUACACAACCAUUGAGACUCCCUUUACCAACUAUUGCAGUCGAAUAUCUCAAGUUGUCUUCCUUCACAUCUUGUUUUGUUCCAUCACCAAUGUAUGUCGAUAUAUUACUUAGAA
This is a messenger RNA of Cicer arietinum (chickpea), 579 nucleotides long. Its product is annotated as probable WRKY transcription factor 51. Gene Ontology annotation, biological process: regulation of DNA-templated transcription. Gene Ontology annotation, molecular function: sequence-specific DNA binding; DNA-binding transcription factor activity. The record is from RefSeq and is a predicted model, not a curated record. Lineage: Eukaryota; Viridiplantae; Streptophyta; Magnoliopsida; Fabales; Fabaceae.